Messenger RNA from Amoebophrya sp. A120, 934 nucleotides. The record is from the annotation of a GenBank genome assembly. Lineage: Eukaryota; Dinophyceae; Syndiniales; Amoebophryaceae.
AUGGGGAUUUUGCAACACAAACCUAGAACUUUUGGGGGUCACGCAUCACAAGUUGCAGUCCGUAGUGUAGUGCAGGUUCGCAAGGCCAGCUGCAUCAUAAAUCCAUCUGCUCAUCCUGUUUACAGCAUUAGAAAUUCCAAAACACGACUAAAAAUGCCUCUCCUGGCGCUACGCAUUACAAAUGUUCCUGUCAUUGCAAAUCUGCAUGACAACUCUGGUGUGGGGACGUUUUUACUUAGGAUAUAUCCUAUUUCAAACUUAACGCACCACUGUACAAUGUUUUUUGGUAAAAGAUUUUCUAAAGCUCGUCGCCUUCUUCUAUGAAAAAGGGCAAAAAGCACGCUGCAGGUUUACUGGGAAGUCGCCAACGUGCAUACAGUAGCAGUCUCGUGCCAACAAGGUGGGUGCAGAAGCAAGUACCAUAAUCAAAGCAUACACGCGGCGGGUGCUGUCAUUGAUAUGCGUGAGUGUAGGAUCAGAUCGUGAAGCACUACCAGCACAGCAGAUCAUGCACCUAUACGCGAUGAGGAUGAUGAAGUAGAAGUCUGUCAUGUGGUGCUCAAGGAUAGCUCGUUGUAAGUAUUGUUGCUGCUGGUCAGCUUAAAAACAUCAUGGUCGCGAAAAUUGCUAUUGAGAUGAAGAUGAAUGCACGUUGGCGAAAUUUCCCACGACCUCCCACGGCCGCUCCAUACGACGACUAUUCCGAUUUCAAUUCUACGAACGUAAUUUAUCCAGAGGAAAAUAGGUAUUCGGCCCACCACAGCUGUUUUAACAAACUGCAAACUUCGCGACGAGUCCGCACGGCUUGCUAUGAACUUGCAGGAGAUCAUAUUUCGUGUUUGUUCUAUUGUAUGAGGUUCUUUUUGUCGAAGGGGUAUAGUUUUGUGUUUCAUGCAUAAUGUCAGCUGCGCCCCCAUGUCAGACGGGGCUAGGA